CACCGCCGCUUCGCUUUUAAACUCUCGGCGCAAGGAAGGAACCCCGUGGGUCGAGUCCUCCAGGCAACAGCGAGAGACGCCGUCGACCUCACCGCUCACCACCGCCACCAUCUCCACUCGGCAGCAGUAGCGCAGAGACCGAACGACUACACCCCCCCGCGUCGUCACCACUCCCGACUCGGCACAAUCAACCCCCCGACCUGAAGCCAUGGUGCUGCACGCGGGGUUCAAGGGCGCGGGCCAGGAGGCGGGGCUGCAGGUGUGGAGGGUGGAGAAGCUGAGUCCCGUGGCCGUGGCGCGCAACCAGUACGGCAACUUCUUCACGGGGGACGCCUACGUGGUGCUCAACUCGCUCAAGGCCGGCGGAGGAACCCUGAGCUACAACCUCCACUACUGGCUCGGUAGCGAGUGCUCUCAGGACGAGUCCGGCGCGGCGGCAGUUCUCACCGUGCAGCUGGACGACUCCCUGGGGGGGCGGCCCGUGCAGUACCGCGAGGUGCAGGGACACGAGUCCAACUCGUUCCUCUCCUACUUCAAGGGCGGCAUCAAGUACAAGGCGGGCGGCGUGGCCUCGGGCUUCAAGCACGUGGAGCCCAACCUGGCGGACGUGAAGCGGCUGCUGCACGUGAAGGGGCGACGCACGGUGCGCGCCACCGAGGUGCCGCUCGCCUGGAAGAGCUUCAACCAGGGGGACUGCUUCAUCGUCGACCUGGGGGCGAACAUCUACCAGUGGUGCGGCUCGGGAUGCAACCGCUACGAGCGCGUCAAGGCGUCCGAGGUGGCGCGCGGCGUGCGGGACAACGAGCGCAACGGGCGGGCGACGGUACACGUGGUGGAGGAGGGCGAGGAGCCGGCGCCACUGGUGGAGUUGCUGGGCUCCAAGCCGUCCCUUCCCACGGGAUCCUCCGAUGACGUGGAAACGGAUCUCUCCAAUCGGAAUUCCGCCAAGCUCUACAAGAUCUCCGACGAGAGUGGCCGCAUGGAGGUGAAGGAGGUGGCGUCCGCGAGUCCCUUCCAGCAGUCGCUGCUCCACUCGGAAGACUGCUUCCUGCUCGACAACGGCUCCGCAGGGCAGAUCUUCGUGUGGAAGGGCCAGAAAGCGAACGCCGACGAGCGCAAGAAGAGCAUGAGCACGGCGGAGGAGUUCCUCAAGAAGAUGAAGUACCCGCCCAGCACCCAGGUGUCGGUGCUGCCCGAGACAGGGGAGACGCCGCUCUUCAAGCAGUUCUUCCUGGGCUGGAGGAGCAAGGGCGACGUGCUGACGCCCGGCAAGACGUACAACGUGGGCAGCAUCGCCCGCGUCCAGCAGGUGCCCUUCAACGCCUCCACCCUGCACUCCAGCCCGGCCAUGGCCGCGCAGCACGGCAUGGUGGACGACGGCAAGGGAGAGGUUCAGGUGUGGCGCAUCGAGGGCCUGGACAAGGUGUCCGUGGAUCGCGCCACCUACGGACAGUUCUACGGGGGAGACUGCUACAUCAUCCUGUACACCUACAAGACGGGACAGAUCAUCUACACCUGGCAGGGAGUGAAGGCGACCCCGGACGAGCGAGCACGCUCCGCCAUGCUCACCGUGCAGCUGGACGACUCCCACGGGGGCUCUCCCGUGCAGGUGCGCGUGGAGCAGGGCUACGAGCCCCCCCACCUGCUGAGCCUGUUCGGGGGCAAGCCCCUGGUGGUGCACGCGGGGGGCACCUCCCGCAAGGGGGGGCAGAGCCCCCAGGCCCCCACGCGACUCUACCAGGUGCGCAGCUCCUCAGCGGGCGCCACCAGAGCCGUCGAGGUGGCGCUGAGCGCCGCCUCCCUGAACUCGAGCGACGCGUUCGUGCUGCUGGCGGGCGGCGGCGCCACCGUGUGGAAGGGCAAGGGAGCCGAGAAGGCCGAGCAGGAGGCCGCCGCCUACGUCGCCAAGCUGCUGGGGGGCGGCGGGGUCAAAGAUGUGGCUGAGGGGAAGGAGCCCGCUGAGUUCUGGUCGCUGCUGGGCGGCAAGAAGGACUACCAGAGCUCGCCGAGACUCAGCACCAACUACAACGACCACCCACCCCGCCUCUUCGCCUGCUCCAACAAGACCGGCCGCUUCCAGGUGGAGGAGGUGUCGGGCGACUUCACCCAGGACGACCUCGCCACCGACGACGUGAUGCUGCUCGACGUCUGGGAGCAGCUGUUCGUGUGGAUCGGCAAGGAUGCCAACGAUGUGGAGAAGCAGGAGUCGCUCAAGUGUGCCACGUCGUACCUGCAGACGGACCCGUCGGGCCGGGGGAAGGGCACCCCCGUGGUGGUGGUGAAGCAGGGGCACGAGCCCCCCACCUUCACCGGCUGGUUCCUCGCCUGGGACCCCACCAAGUGGGACUCGGACCCCUUCGAGAAGAUCAAGGCGUCGUUCAAGUAGGGGGCGGGGAUCCGAGGCGAGGAGACGGCCGCUGCAGAUUCACCAGCUGCUGCAGCAGCAGCGGCGGCGGAGCGACCCGCAGGUUGUUCAGGCACUCCGCUUCUACCCCGACCGCUUUCGUCUGACAAACCCGCUCGUCACGGUCGUUCGAGAUGUAGCUCGCGACAAGAGCGGAGCCCGCCGCGUGCAUCGAUAACACUGUGGCCCUCGAGAGAACAAAAGAUAUUGAACGUUUCGGUCAAUGGCCCUUCACCCGUGGCGCAUUCAUAGCACAGACCUCUGUGCCACGAAUAUUUUCCCACUGUCAUCGUCGAUCGUGCCGAGUGUGAUUGUUUACCCGCCUCUGCCGAUGCAGCAUCACAAAUCAACCGUCUGGAGAGAGACGCUCCGCCUUGUUGACUAUAAACGCUGACGUUUGGUGCUGCUGCUGCUUUGGCAGUGGUGCAAACGCAUAAUUGACAAUUUUAAACCGUAGCACAUUUACUAUGAAGAAGGUCCAUUGCCCGAACCGUCACGUCUUACACGUACUUUUCCUUUAAGGCCACGCAGUGUUAUUGACGAACGUGUUGAGUUUUCUGUUGUCAAUUUACUUUGCGGUGAAAUAAAUACGAGAGGCCUGGAGGUUUCGGGCUGCAGCGCACACGCGUGCCAACUGGUGAUCAGCUCGACGCACGAUCCACAUCGCUUUUGCAUCACGCGGGUUAUUGUUGCUCCCAUCAUUGUUUUUACAACGCCUGCUGCCGGGGAGAAAAACGGAACGCAUUCCAAGUUUGCUUUUACACACACCCCUUGACCCCGGCGGCGGCGACUGUGUGGCAUGUCUUUUGUACGCUUUGCAGAAACGCGUUUGGUGCGGACGCGCGUGUUAUUCCGCCUGCCUCGGCAGCCUUACGUGCUAAGCUCGCGAGCGCUUUCAAAAAUAAAUAAAUAAAGGCCAUUUUACUCA
This is a messenger RNA of Lethenteron reissneri (Far Eastern brook lamprey), 3332 nucleotides long. Its product is annotated as scinderin-like. Gene Ontology annotation, cellular component: cytoplasm; actin cytoskeleton. Gene Ontology annotation, biological process: central nervous system development; actin filament severing; barbed-end actin filament capping. Gene Ontology annotation, molecular function: actin filament binding; phosphatidylinositol-4,5-bisphosphate binding. Lineage: Eukaryota; Metazoa; Chordata; Hyperoartia; Petromyzontiformes; Petromyzontidae. The record is from RefSeq and is a predicted model, not a curated record.